Molecule: messenger RNA, 6921 nt
Organism: Drosophila mauritiana
Lineage: Eukaryota; Metazoa; Arthropoda; Insecta; Diptera; Drosophilidae
Gene: cno
Product: afadin
Exons: 21
Coding region: 760-6921 (2053 amino acids)
Biological process (GO): regulation of protein localization; signal transduction
Cellular component (GO): adherens junction
Molecular function (GO): cell adhesion molecule binding
Source: RefSeq, a predicted model, not a curated record
UGCCUGCGGUCACACCGCGGAAAAAUGUCGAAGGCGCGCGUCGCUCGCAUUUCUUGAGUUCUUCUUUCCUACGAAAUCGACAACAAAUUCGCAACAAGUGCGGUGAUCUUUGUUAUUCUCUGUUCUUCGCUCGUCUCGACAUCGCAGUGUGUGAAAAGUGCGUUUUGUUUUCCGAUUCGAUUCGUUUCGAUUUGGUCAGUCUCGCGAUUUCGAUUUCUCCGCAACAUUCGCAUUCGCAUUUCCCUGCGCACUUGGCUCUCUUUGACUCCGACGUCGACUGCGCAGCCGCCGCGCCGCGACGCGAAAUGUGCAACAACAAGUUAAACAACAACUACGUAGCAGCAACAACACAUCGACAGAGUUAACCAAUAUUUAAUUGCGGGCUUAAUUAAAUUAGCCAGCCCCACAGUGCAGUGCAAAAGUGCGCAAGAAGAAAAAAUAAGGAGAACGCUGCUCAUUCUUCGCUCCCACCUGGAAUUCAAAGCUGGAUAAAUUGGAUUAAACCGGGCGACAAGGAAUUAAAGUAAAAGUGACGCCGUCUAAAGAGGCAAAACCAAGUCAGAAGCAGAAAGUAGGAAGCCCCAAAAGGGCAGAUCAAAGUGACCGUUGCAAAAGGGCUAGCAAAAGCAAUCGACCGAAAGAUAGUUCGUAGCCCCAACAAAACGAAGCCCAAACGACGUCACACUGGAGUCACAACACGAUCUAUUCUCCCAGAACUGAGACGAGACUUCCCCCCACCCCGAAUACAACCUGUACAGUAUGUCACAUGAUAAGAAGAUGUUGGAUCGCGAGGCAGUACGUUCAGUGAUACAGCAAUGGAAUGCCAAUCGAUUGGAUCUGUUUGCGCUCUCCGAGCCAGACGAGAACCUGCUCUUCCAUGGCGUUAUGCGCUUCUACUUCCAAGAUGCUGGCCAGAAAGUGGCCACCAAAUGCAUUCGCGUGGCUUCCGACGCCACCGUCACAGAUGUCAUAGACACACUCAUUGAGAAAUUCCGUCCCGAUAUGCGGAUGCUAUCCGUGCCCAACUACGCCCUUUACGAAGUGCAUGCCAAUGGCGAGGAGCGUCGUCUCAAUGCCGACGAGAAGCCACUACUCGUGCAGCUGAAUUGGCAUAUUGACGAUCGCGAAGGUCGAUUCCUGCUCAAGAACAUAGACCAGAAGACCACUCCCAUCGAGCAGACAGAUCUAAACUUUAAGAGAAAACUCUCGAAGCGAGAGAAAAAGGAGCAGAAGAAAAAGGAGAAGAUGGCAAAGCUGAGCUCCGAUCCGCCCACCUCGAAUGGCAGUCACUUGGGCUUGGGAAAUGGUGUCAGCGCAUCCUCGGGAUCUGCCCACAUGAAUGGCAACGCCGGUGGAACUGGAGGCGACGGCAGCGAUGCCGUGGCAGGAAAACUGUACACGGAACUACCAGAAACCUCGUUCACCCGAUCGAUCUCAAACCCGGAGGCCGUGAUGCGGCGGCGCCGUCAGCAGAAGCUCGAGAAGAAGCUGCAGCAGUUCCGUUCUAGGGAUGGUGGUCCCGAUACCGGUGGCACGUUGAAGAUUUACGGCGAGAGCCUCUGUCAGGACGUGCCCUACAAGACGCUGCUGCUUUCCAUCCGGGAUUGUGCGCAGGCUGUUGUUCGGGAAAUGCUCACAAAAUACGGUCUAGAAAAGGCCGAUCCCCUGCACUACUGCCUGGUUCAGGUCAACAGCGACGGAACAGAAUAUAUACUCGACGACGACGAGUGCCCGCUAUCGAUACUCAUGAACCAUCCGACGUCGCGAGGCUCCAUCAUGUUCCAUGUGCGGAGACGUCCGGCGGACUCACAGCCCCGGAGGCGAAAGAAAAAGCCACUGGGCGCGGCCAACGGGGCCAGCCACAUAUCCGGAGAUCGGGAGGGACCCGUCCUGGUGGAGGUGACGCACAGCGGCGACGGCGGCCGGCGGAUUAAGUUGGGCAGCGACCCGGUGGAGGUGGGGUCGGCCAACACUAACUGCCUGCAGCUAUUCGGACCCUCGAUCCAGCCGAGGCACUGCCUCAUUUCGCUGCUGGAGGGCGUUUGCACCGUGACCCCGCUGCACACCGAUGCCCUGACCUUUGUCAACGGCCACCACAUUAGUCAGCCGACCAUUCUGCAUAACGGAUCGGUGGUAAUGUUCGGACGGGUGGCCUCGUACCGCUUCCUCGAUUCCCCCACCGACGGGCGCUACAACCUGGCUCUGUCCCAAUCCCAGCUGGACUCGGCAUGUCUCUACGAAAGCCGCUCGCCCACAUCCCCGGGAUCCUGGAAUGACGAGGAUGGAGCCUUGAGUUCGACACACAAAAGCGACUACGACCACCACCAGCCAGCAAACCAUUCCAGCGCCUACCACAACAAUAAUAACAACUCCAGUGAUCACCCCCUGAGCAGCACGCUGCGGGACGUGGUGGACAGCAAGGCUGGACAGGAUCAGGGGGCCAAUUCGGGCAACUACGACGGCCAAAGCCUGGAGGGCAAUCUGGAGAACGAAACCAAGUCGAUUUCCAGCUUGAAGUCAGGUGGUUCCAACAGUCAAGAUCGGUCGCCCAAAAUGACAGGCUCUGGCAUUUUGGCCGGUGGUGGCAGCGGUUCUGGCGACACCCAGGGACAGGAGCCCAUCCUGCCGGCUGUCCUGGAGUUCCCCGAAACUCACCAGGAACUCUUUCUGCGCCACAUUAUCAGCGAACUGGACGUGAACGUUCCGCACUUUAAGCUGGCACCCGUCUACUCGCUCUACCUGUGUGCUAGAUAUCGAGCGUCCACACAUUACCGCCCCGAGUUGCAGCCCACGGAGCGUGCCCACAAACUGACCAUGUUCCUGCACCACGUGGCUAAUCUCGUCUACAGCGUAGUCCAGGAGCAGUACACGGAUCCCCGAAUCUUGGCCUUUUGGAUGGCCAACAGCUCGGAGUUCCUGCACUUCCUUAAAUCGGAUCGCCACAUAAGCGCGUUUAGUGUCCAGGCUCAAGAGGUUUUGGCCGAGGCCGUGCAGACUGCGUUUCGCAACCUGGUCAACUGUUUCCGAUUGGAACUCUCGCAAACCCUCAACCAGUUUCUCUCCGAGAACAUUGAUCACGACUCCGCGGCGGGUCUGGUACUGACUGUGCUGGGAUCGGCGAUGGCCCUUCUUAGACGAUGCCGUGUAAAUGCAGCCCUAACGAUCCAGUUGUUUUCGCAGCUGUUCCACUACAUCAAUGUCAUAUGUUUCAAUACGAUUGUGGCAAACUCUCAGAUGUGCACAGGUGAAUGGGGUAAGGUAAUGACGGAGCGGCUUCAGUUGCUGGAGCUGUGGGCAGAACGGCAAGGAUUGGAAUUGGCGGCGGAUUGCCAUUUGGCCAAGAUCAAUCAGUGUGCUCAGUUUUUGCAAGCACCCAAAUCCUCCGUGGAGGAGAUCCAGCAGUUAGCCUGCUCCUGCUUCCGUUUAAACUCCCUUCAAAUGGCAGCGUUGCUUCAGCAGGAAAAGCUUCCCCGCAACCUGGUUGAUACGGCCAUAAGGAUGGCGGAAUCUGUGGCUGACGAACUAACCCGUGCCGAUGGUCGAGAGGUUCGGUUGGAAGAAUCACCAGAGCUUCACUUGGCGCUUCUGCUGCCCGACGAUGGAUUCAGCUGUGAUGUGGUGCGUGGCAUUCCCACCGGUCUCGUAGACUUCCUCAAUCCCCUCCAGCAGCAGGGCAUGUGCCGUCUGGCGGCCCAACCCACCUCCAUUGGCCUUUGGACGGUCUAUAUGCAUCAGUUUAAUGCUCGCAGUUCCAGUGCCAUGUCUAACAAACUUCCGCAACCGGAAUUGCAGCUCAUUAAGCUACACAAGAACAGCAACGGCAUGGGCUUAUCCAUCGUCGCUGCGAAGGGAGCUGGUCAGGAGAAGCUGGGCAUCUACAUCAAGAGUGUUGUGCCUGGCGGAGCGGCAGAUGCAGAUGGACGUCUGCAAGCUGGCGACCAGCUUCUGCGCGUGGAUGGGCAGAGCUUGAUUGGUAUCACACAAGAGAGGGCUGCGGACUACCUGGUGCGAACGGGUCCUGUGGUCAGUUUGGAAGUGGCCAAGCAGGGAGCCAUCUAUCACGGGCUGGCUACGCUGCUCCAGCAGCCUAGUCCGGUGAUCCAGCGUGGUAAUCGCCGUAUGUCCGAACGCGAUUUGACGCGGAUGGGCGGUGCCGAAUCGACCAAAUCUCUGGGUCCACUGAUAGCCAACAGUCAUCCGAAUCACAGCCUUAGUCUUAGCCAACAUCUGAACAACAGCCACAACAACACCCUAGGCAAUAGCAACAAUAGUAGCAUCAUCAAUCCCCUAGCUGCACACCUGCCCAACAGCAAAUCGGUGCCGGCUCUGCAUCACCACACGGGAUCGGGUACCAUAUCCCUGGCCAAUUCCAAGUCACGCAGCACGCACAGUUUGCAUAACAAUACAUCUGGAAUGGGUGGAAUCGGCGGAGCUGCAGCAGGAGGAUUGCUGGGUCAGCCAAAUGGCAGCCAUAACAAUGCAAAUGGAAAUGGCAACGGCAACGAGCAGGGAUUCUAUCAGAAUCUCAGCGUGUAUCGGGCGCAAAAUCAGAGCCAACCGAUUUUGAACGAGAGACCGCCGAUCGCCGCACAUGCCGCCAUGAACGCCUACAAUGGCAGUUCCCCGCUUGCACCGCAGCAGCAACCACAGCAGCAACAGCAAUCGCCAUACCAGCAGCAGCAGCAGCAACAUAUGCAGGCCAAUGCUAACCUCCCGCCCACGCGACCCGUCUCAGCCUAUUACCACAGCCAGCAGUCGGCGCAGCAGCAGCUGCAGCAACAGCAGCAGCAACAACAGCAGCAGCAACAACACUCCCUGCAGCAGCAACAGUUCGCACUCAGCAGCGGCAAUCUCAAUGGCCAGCAGCAACAGCACCAGCACCAGCUCACCUUGAACAACCGCACCAAGAGCCAGCAGAACUUCCAGCACACUCUUCGUAUGCAGCAGAUGAUGGCUCCCUCCAUGCCCAACAUCAGCAAUAUGUACCAUCACCAGCAGCAACAACAGCAACAGCUGCCCCUGCAGCAACAGCAGCAGCAGCAACAGCAACCUCUGAUGAGCAGCAGUCAGAGCAUGCAGAAUGUCAACGAUUUCACAGGUGGCUAUCAGAAUGGCAAUCUGGAGUACAGGCGCAGUCAGCUCCAUGAUCCAUCCACGCUCUACGAAAUUCAGCAGCAACAGUUGCAACAGCAACAGCAGCAGCAGGCAUCGCCGAAUUUUAUAACCCUGCCCCCGAAACCAUUGGGCAGCUUACAGUCUCCCAAUAAACCAAAUGUUCCACCAAGUACAGCACCAAAACCGCAGCAGCAACAGCAGCGAUAUCUAGGACAAUCCCUGCCGGCAGAGGACAAGCCACCUCUACCGCCCACAGCAACGCAUCCGCUCUUUAAAGCCACGCAGCAGAUUGCUCCGGGAAUGAAUUACGUAGCCAGUACAUUAGAUCCGCCAAAGGGCAGCUAUGUGGCGUCCAAUCAAGGGAACAAUCGUCCCCUUCACAGCGGUAGCAAUCCAUGGGAAAGGGAGGAGCGUGAAAAGGAUCUAGAGAUGCGGCGCGAACACAUUCGCCAGUGGCGGGAGCAGCAGAUAUCGGAGCUGUCCCAGAUCAUAUCCCGUUCCCCAAUGCAAGAGGAGCAACUGAAAACCCUGAUACUCGAGCGCGACUUUGAGCGAAGAGCACAAGAACUACAAGAGCAAGAGGAACAGGAUCAGGAACAGCAGUACGACAAGGAGAACGUCCAGGAGUUGUUCAGACUGGCUGGCGGCGGUCAGGUCAGUGCCAUACAAACACCAAUUACCAGUUACCGACAAACGGAGAUAAAACUGGCGGAGAUGCCGGACAGCAACAGUCUGGUGGAUUCAGUGCCACCACAGCCUCCAGCACCAACUGCCCAGCCGCUGAGCAGCAACACCCAGCAGCCGAAGAGUAUACUUAAGCACAAUCGGUAUUCCGAAGGUGGGGUGGGUCCCAGUGGGGCACCCUCGUCGCCAUCGAAGUCGCAGAAAUCCGCAAGUUUUGCAGACGAACGACAUCUGCAUACUGAGCAUCCGAUAUCCAAUCUAGCGAAGGAGCUUAAUCAGCUCACAAUGCUUGAUAAGGACAAUAACAACGAGACUCUGGAUGCUGUUGUGCCGCCACCUCCACCGCCAGAAAGGAACAGCUCUUAUUUAAUCAUGUCACAGCAGAAACUGCGGGGCAGCACUGGAAACGCAACUUCGUCCAUGGGCCUACUGAAAACGGCCACCAGCAAUCAGGCCGCAGCUGCUGUGGAGAUUAAAAAGGCAUCUCUUCUGAACACCCAAACCAAUAACAACAACAAUUUGAGUGGGAGCUUAAACAACAACACCAUGCAAGGAUCACCACUCAGCGCCAUGGAACUAAAUGCCGCCUAUGUUUCGGCCACGGGAACAGGAAUAAUUGGAGGAUUGGGCACACCACCUCCGCCGCCACCGUUGAUGCAGAGGGACAACAAGCGGGUGAGCUUCCACGAUGAAGAGAAUAAUUUUGUGAGCGGGAAUAGCCAGCAACAACAGCUGCAGCAGCAAUAUAUUAUGGAUAAUUACGGUAUGGAGCAUCAGGAUUUGGACACUAUCAGAGAGGAUACGAGUUAUCUGCAACACAAUCUCGAUGCCUCCAUGCUGCCAUCUAUGCCAGCCACUCCAGAUGCUGCCCUCUGGAACACCUCAGUGCAAUCCACUCCGGGCGUCAUUGGCGCUCAAGAAGUGUACAGAGAUCCCCGUACGCGUCGACUGGCGGAGAAACAGCAGCAGCAACAGCAACAACGGGCUGGAGAUGCGGUGCCCGAAAAGCUAUCGUUCAAGGAGAAGAUGAAGAUGUUUGCCCUGGAGUCGGGGGAAGAUAACACGCCCAAGGACAAGCUGAAAAUAUCGCGAGCCCAACGAGAUAUAGACGCGGUGCACUAA